UAGAGGUCGUACGAAACAAUUUUUGUUGUUGUCAUCUCGAUAAACAAGAAAUAGCAGAAGCAGCAACAACCAAACGAUGUAAAUACAGCGCGGGUUGGAUAUUCGCGACCUAAUGACAUUUGUGACGCUCGAACAAGUACAAGAGGAAUGCUGGACAUGUGCAGCGAACGAAAACGAAAGACUUUGGGAAAAAAUGAGUUGAUCUGCAUCAGCUGAUCUUAGGCAUAGCCAACACCAUUGAAGAGGACGGUUGAGGAGCUAUGUCUGGUGGAUUGCAGACAGCAUACCAGGCUCUGCCAUCGGACAACGGUGAUGCCGCGGAGACUCCGCAGGAGAGCAGUUUCCUCAUACACCUGGUACCUGACAGCGGUAAAACAAGAUGGAAUCAUGUAGAAGAUCUGGACACGUUUUUUACGAGGGUCUACCACUACCAUCAGAAACAUGGCUUUGCGUGCAUGAUGAUUGCAGAGAUCUUGGAGUUGGUACAGUUCCUGUUUGUCGUCCUGUUCACUACGUUCCUGGUCCAGUGUGUCGACUACCCUGUCCUUUUCAAAGACAAACCUCCUGCCUCUCACAACUCGACCAAAGUAACGCUGUCAGACGUUGUCAUUCCCAUUGGAGAAUGUGCGGCCAGCUUGAACCCACCGGUAGUCUUCUGCCUCGUGGUUGCAUUCCUGUUCUGGAUUCUGCGAGCAGUCAAAGUUCUCUUUCACCUGCUUCAGUUUGUUGAGAUUCGAGCAUUUUACAUCAAUGCUUUGAAAAUAUCUUCCAAUGAACUGGACAACAUGACCUGGCACCAGGUGCAGUGCCGUUUGCUGGAUGUACAGAAAGAGCAGCAGAUGUGCAUCCAUAAACUGGAACUCACGGAGCUCGAUAUUUACCAUCGCAUCCUACGCUACAAAAACUACAUGGUUGCCAUGGUGAAUAAAGACUUACUUCCUCUCAAGUUCCAAGUGCCUUUUUUGGGAGAAGUGGUUUUUCUAAGUCAAGGUCUCAAGUACAACCUGGAGCUGAUCUUGUUCUGGGGACCCUGGGCUCCAUUUGAAAAUAACUGGCAUCUCAAGGAAGACUACAAAAGGGUGACACGCAGAGAAGUACUAGCCAAAGAGCUCUCCAAGCACAUCUUGUGGGUUGGCCUAAUAAACCUGUUGCUUCUUCCUGUCAUCUUCUUGUGGCAGCUGCUCUAUUCUUUCUUCAGCUAUGCGGAGCUGGUCAAGCGCGAACCAGGAUUUCUCGGUUCCCGCAUGUGGUCGCUCUAUGGCAGACUCUACCUACGUCAUUUUAACGAACUCGACCACGAAUUAAAUGCCAGGUUGUGUCGUGGCUACCGGCCUGCGUUGCAGUACAUGAACAUCUUUACUUCUCAUCUGCUCACUGUUAUUGCCAGGAGCUUGACUUUCUUUGCGGGAUCUGUGCUUGCCGUACUACUGGGCUUGACAGUCUACGACGAAGACGUCAUCACCGUCGAAAGCGUCCUCACCAUCGUGACGGUGCUUGGAAUGGUGGUUGCUGUGGGUAGGAAUCUAAUUCCAGAUGAGCACCUUGUGUGGUGUCCAGAACGACUGAUGCAGAACAUCCUGGCUCACCUGCAUUACAUCCCUGACCACUGGAGUGGACAGGCGCAUACUUACCACGUGCGAGACCAGUUUGCACAUCUCUUUCAGUACAAGGCAGUUCACCUACUGGGAGAACUGAUGAGUCCGCUUGCAACACCACUGGUGCUGUGCCUUCACCUGCGGCACCGUGCCCUGGAAAUUGUGGACUUCCUGCGUAAUUUCACCGUCGAAGUUGUAGGAGUGGGCGAUGUUUGCUCCUUUGCGCAAAUGGAUGUUCGCAAGCAUGGCAAUCCACAGUGGCACAAUCCUGUAGCGCUAGACAGCGUGCAAAAUGUAGAAGAACAAGCGGAGCAUGGAAAGACUGAACUCUCCCUCAUGCAUUUCACCUUGACCAAUCCAAAGUGGGUGCCCCCGCAAGAAUCAACGGCGUUUUUGUCCAACCUCAGGGAGCAGGUUGAGCGCGAUGCAGCCAAGCCUGACCUGAUGGAGAAUCCAUUGUACUACUCCCUGCAUUCAUUGUCAUCCCUGGGUGCUGGGUACUCUGAAUUGGUCUCAAGCGUCCUGCACCCCACUGUCAGAGACAGCUGCGCAAGAAUGGUGAGCAGCGAUGGAAGCCGACCCUUGGGGGCCAACAUUCGUGGUGGAAUUUCUUUCACUGAAGGUCCCCAUCUCAGUAUGCAGCAUACUUCUCCUGGGCUUUUAACUAGCCUAGUCCAGAAUGAGGACGGUUCUGUGAUUCCGUCUGCUGUGGUGUCUCUAGAGCUGACAGCUGCCAACAUGAGCUUCAGCACACUCUAUAUGCAUGAGUUGCACCGACGGCAAUUGCGGAAGGCUCCACAGGGAUCCGCAGUGGCCAGCAGCGAUUCUACUGACUCAGCUCGCCUCCUGUGGCAACGGCCUACGGCUGAAUUGCCUGACAUACUCGAGUCUCCGCAGGAAGGGGACGACAAGAUGCCACUUGUUCCUGUUGAGCUCAAGCACUGACCCCUCAACUACUAUGGACUCUCCAGAUGGGUCUAAGUGCCAUUGUAGUGAUGGAAAAGGAGCUACAUGACUGUUCUAGAUGGCUUCCAGAAAUAUGUGUUGCGCUUCUUUUCUCCUUGUGGCAUUUCUUGGUACACGCUGCACUGUGCGAGUGCACACAUCAUCUUGAGCAUUCUACUGUGCUCCACAUCUGCAAAAUAAGUCCCAAAUGUUAAUUUAUGUGUGGAUGAGUGAAUGUCUCAUUUGCAUAUGCUCAAAGCUUGGAUAAGAUUUAUGACAAUGAAAUUUAAAUGAAUUUUGGAGUGUC
Molecule: messenger RNA, 2847 nt
Organism: Ornithodoros turicata
Lineage: Eukaryota; Metazoa; Arthropoda; Arachnida; Ixodida; Argasidae
Gene: Atg9
Product: autophagy-related protein 9A-like
Exons: 22
Coding region: 261-2540 (759 amino acids)
Biological process (GO): protein localization to phagophore assembly site; autophagy of mitochondrion; nucleophagy
Cellular component (GO): autophagosome; phagophore assembly site
Source: RefSeq, a predicted model, not a curated record